Caenorhabditis bovis is the source of this 924-nucleotide messenger RNA. NCBI's taxonomy places the organism in Eukaryota, Metazoa, Nematoda, Chromadorea, Rhabditida, Rhabditidae. The record is from the annotation of a GenBank genome assembly.
AUGAUGUACCCUUUCGCUAUAUUUGCUCUCACUUGUCUUCAUUCAGUAUUAUCAUUGAACUGUUUUAAUUGUGAAAGUGAUUUCCAAGGAGCAUUGCGUUGUCAGCAACCCUGCGAAGCCGAUCAAUGUGUCGUCUGGAAAUGGAAAUCAAGAUCUGAAUUGUCUAUAAAACAAGGGUGUUUGAAAGGUGUCGAUGAGAAGUGGACAUCGAAAAUUGGAUGCCGCACAAAUCAUUUGGGAGCAUCGUUGUGUAUUUGCGACGAUGGCCAUCUUUGCAAUCGAGUGGAAAGAGCUGAAAAUGCGGCGAGACCCCUUCCACAAGUCAGACUACCCGCUGUAGAAUGCCACAGUAAAAUUUCAAGCAGCGGAUUUCUUGGAGCUCGCAGGGAUCGAGUAUGUGCUUCCAACUAUUGCCAUAUUGUAAAAACCGAGACGUUCAUUGAAAAUCAGCGACCAGAUUUUUUGAACGUCUCGAAUUGCGGCGAUAUUCCGGAAUUCGAUUUCGACGUUCGACUGAAAAGCUCGACAGGAUUCCCCGGAUUGUACGCGAAUGGCUGCUAUCGUGUUCAAGUGGAACGCAAAAAAUCAAUGAUUGAUUGUGUUUGCUCAAAAAACAAAUGCAAUAAUAUGGUCCCUAAUAUCGAGCCAGGCCUCAUUCGCUGCUACAUGGGCACCAAUUUUCUAAACACAAGCCAAAUCAACUCGAAAGAAUUCUGCGAUGGCGAUUUUUGCUUAAUUCAAAAUUUCCAUGGAAGGGUCUCGAAGGGAUGCAUAUCGGUUAAUGAGAGGAAUAGCUGGAGCCAUUUAAAGAAUGGUCAUCGGAUAAUCCUCGGCGUUGAGCAAUGGCUAUGUCAAGCUCAUUUGUGCAAUUAUGACCGAAUAAUUCAAGAAAUUCGUGUAUUUUUGUCACAGUUUUCAUUUUAA